Messenger RNA from Fonsecaea nubica, 945 nucleotides. RefSeq lists its product as hypothetical. NCBI's taxonomy places the organism in Eukaryota, Fungi, Ascomycota, Eurotiomycetes, Chaetothyriales, Herpotrichiellaceae. The record is from RefSeq and is a predicted model, not a curated record. The transcript has a single exon. Bases 1 to 945 code for a protein of 314 amino acids. Gene Ontology annotation, molecular function: catalytic activity.
AUGGGGUCUAUUUCCGAGUCUCAGGGUAUGCCGGCUGCCCAUAAACUACGAAAGCUCCUACAAGAAGACAAGACCAUAUUUUGUCCUGGGGUAUACGACGGCAUCACUGCCCGACUGGCAUUGAAAGAAGACUUCGAUGCGCUCUAUAUGACCGGAGCCGGAACCGCAGCAUGCAGGUUGGGUGAGCCAGACCUCGGCCUUGCGACAAUGAAUGAUAUGGUGGAAAAUGCUGGAAUGAUUGCCUCACUGGACCGUUCAGUCCCCAUUAUUGCAGACGCCGACACGGGCUAUGGCGGACCUCUGAUGGUGGCCAGGACGGUCCGCGCCUAUAUUUCUGCUGGUGUGGCGGGAAUGCAUCUUGAAGACCAAGUCCAGAACAAGCGCUGUGGGCAUCUGGCAAACAAAGAGCUGGUGGAUGAAGAAACAUACUUGACUCGGAUCCGGGCAGCUGUAUUGGCCCGUGACGAGAUGCGCAAGGUGUCUGGAGGCUCAGCAGACAUUGUUCUCAUCGCGCGUACCGACUCGAUCCAAUCACUAGGCUAUGAGACUGCAGUUUCACGUCUCCGAAAUGCUGUGUUGGCGGGCGCCGAUGUUGCUUUCCCAGAGGGCAUGACUACUAUGGAACAAUGCAGUCGUGUCUGCAAAGACCUAGCUCCCACGCCUGUCCUUCUGAAUAUGGUGGCUGGAAGUAUCACUCCCCACCUCAGUGUUCAGGAAGCCAACAAGCUGGGCUUCAAGAUUGUGAUCUUCCCUUCCGUGGCUUUAGACCCAGUCACGGAAAUGGUGGGGGAGGCGAUGAGGGAACUGAAGAAGAAUCAAAGACCAGUUGCCAGCGACACUCGAAAGACGGCAGGUGUCAAGUACCUAUUCAAUAUUCUGGGUCUUCAAGAGCGUAUGGCUUUUGACAAUGCAGCAGGAGGCAAAUCUUUUGUUGAAGGGGCUUGA